This is a messenger RNA of Caenorhabditis briggsae, 849 nucleotides long. NCBI's taxonomy places the organism in Eukaryota, Metazoa, Nematoda, Chromadorea, Rhabditida, Rhabditidae. The record is from RefSeq and is a predicted model, not a curated record. The transcript has 5 exons. The coding region runs from base 1 to 849 and encodes 282 amino acids.
AUGGCAAAAGCAUUCUGUACAUUGGCAGUUCUCUUGGUAUCCGCUUCUCUCGGAUCAGCUAAAGAUCUGAAACGAUCAAAGAGACAACUGCAAGUGUAUUACAUGUGCAACGGUGGUGUUUCACAGUAUCCAUGCAGUUCAAACAACAACUGCAAUUACAACAAUUGCAAUUUCAACAACUACGGAAAUCAAGUGAUCCUUCCUAACUCUUUCUACAACCCAGGAAUGAAUUGCAAUUCAAACUGCAAUAACUUGAACUGUAAUCAAUACUCAGGAUCAUGGCUUAAUGGACAAUACGUCGCCUACAGCAUGGGAUCAAAUGUGUACUCUCCAUGUGCCAGCUCUUGUUGUUCAAACAAUAACAAUGGUUAUAAUCCGUACGCGACAAUCUCCACAAACAACAACAAUGGAAACUAUAAUCCAUAUAACACUCUUCCAAUCAAUGGAAACCUUCCAACAAACACCAAUACCAAUACCAACACAAAUGUGAACCAAUAUUUGCCAUAUGGAUCUCAACAAUUCACUGGAACUUAUCAAAACGGACAAUUCUUCUGUGGAGCCACCGAGCCAUCUGGAGGUGUCUGCCGUAACAACGGAGUCUGCCCAUCCGGACACAGUUGUGUUGCUGGAAAUGUCUGCUGUCGUUGUCCAGUUGGAUCCAGUGCUGGAAACUGCAACCAACAAAGUGAUUGUGCUGCUGGAUACGAGUGCAUGAGCACCGGAUACUGUUGUCCAUCUCAAAUCACAUCUGGAACUAAACUUGAAACAUGCUUGAAUGGGCAAUGCCCUCUUCCAGGAUACACUUGCGGUGUUGGAGAUUUGUGCUAUCCUGAUAGCUACUUUUUGUAA